AUGCCUAGGACUAACAAAGAAACCGCGCAGCAACCGACUCAAGACGAACAAUCCAAACGCGAAAUUGACAGAGGCUCUCGCAACCCAUGUGACAACUCCAUAUUUCCACCUAUCAGGAUGGAACACAACGCUAUCACCACCACCUCAACUCCAUAUGAAGCUCAUAAAGAGGAUGGAGGAGAAUAUCCACCUAAGGGAGAGGUUCUACCUUCUCUUCAAAAAGGUUGCCAUGUGGACGCACAUCAAAAAACAUGCUUGAGCCCAAACGUGAUGCAACCACCGCAGCGUGCUAACACCAUCUCGAUUCCCAUAUCAAUGUCUUUUGUUCGUCCAUAUGUAGGACUUCUAGUGAAUCACUAUCUAAACGUUUAA
Molecule: messenger RNA, 372 nt
Organism: Arabis nemorensis
Lineage: Eukaryota; Viridiplantae; Streptophyta; Magnoliopsida; Brassicales; Brassicaceae
Source: the annotation of a GenBank genome assembly